AUGACCGACCUCCACUCAAUCGCCGCCCAGUUGCCGCUUCCCAAAUGGACGCAAACGCCUGAAGAAAUCUUAACCGAAACAAAAGCGUUGAUUGCAAAAGACGUGGCCUUCCAUGACCAGAUAGCUGCCAUUGAAGAGCCUACGGUGGAGAAUGUGUUGAUUCCUACAACUAAUUACGAAAACAGCGAGUACUUUCCCGUGAAUAAGCUCACGUUUUACCAGUACGUUUCGCCAGAUAAGGCGGUUCGGGAUGCAUCAACAGAGGCAGAGAACUUGUUGGACCAGAACCUGAUUGAACAGAACUCGAGGAUUGAGGUGUUCAGGGUGUAUAAGAAGUUGUGGGAGAAGAUCAAGGAUCUGGACGUGGUGGAUGCGGAAACGUUGAAGUUUUUGGAGAAGACGGUGAAGUACUAUAAGAGGAAUGGGUUGGACUUGCCAGAGGAGAAGAGAGACGAGGUGAAGAAGCUUAAGUUGAGGUUGGCUGAUUUGCAGACGAAGUUUUCCAAGAACACCAAUGAAGAGAAUGGGCAUUUGGAGUUUAGUUUGGAGGAUUUGGACGGCGUGCCGCCGCUGGUGAUUGAACAGUUUGAAAAAACUGACCAGGGGAAGUACAAGGUGACGUUCAAGUACCCAGAUAUCUUGCCGGUGUUGAAGUAUGCCAAGAAGGAGGAAACCAGGAAAUUGGCGUACGUGGAAAACCAGAAUAAGGUGCCUGAAAAUGCUCCAAUUUUGAAGGAAAUUGUGGAAAUCAGGUUUAAACUCGCUAAGCUUUUGGGCUACGAAACUUAUUCUGAGUUUGUGCUUGAAGAGAGAUUGGCCAAGAACCAAAAGACUGUGCUUUCGUUUUUGGACGACUUGAAAGGCAAAUUGAGUCCUUUGGGCGAACAAGAAUUACAGAAAAUGAAGGCCUUCAAGAAGAAGUACUUGGAGGCUGAAGGCUUGCCUGCUCAGGAUGAAUACUUUGCUUGGGACCACAGUUUCUACAACAACUUGCUCUUGGAGCAGGAGCACCAGGUGGACCACCAGAAAAUCUCUGAGUACUUCCCGUUGGACCAGACCAUCUCGAAAAUGCUUGGUUUCUACGAAACCUUAUUUGAUGUCAAGUUUGUCAGCGUGGACAAUUCCGAUUCCGGUUCGGUGUGGCACCAGGAUGUUCGUAAGUUCGCCUUAUUUUCCAACAUCAAGUACGGCGAGCCAAAGAACGAGUUCAGAGGCUGGAUCUUCUUUGAUCUCCACCCUCGUGAAGGUAAAUACACCCACGCUGCUGAAUUUGAACUCGAAGCAGGCUACGAAAAGGCUGACGGGUCCAGACAAACGCCAUUCUGUUCGUUGGUGUGUAAUUUCACCAAACCUAAAAGCGACAAGCCUUCUUUGUUGAAACACGACGAAGUGACCACUUUCUUCCACGAAUUGGGCCACGGCGUCCACAGUUUAUUGUCCAAGACCAAGCACGUCAGAUUCCAUGGCACUCACGUCCCUAGAGACUUUGUGGAGUGUCCAUCUCAAAUGCUUGAGUUCUGGACAUGGUCUCCUAACGAACUUAAGGAAUUGUCUUCCCACUACGAAACUGGCGAGCCUCUUGCUGAAGAUUUGCUUGAUAAAUUGAUCAAAUCCAAGCACGUCAACACUGGGUUGGCCAAUUUGCGCCAGUUGCACUUUGCUCUUUUCGAUAUGAACCUCCACACGAUCGCUGAACAAGGAAAAAUCGAUUCUGUUGAUCUCGACAAGUUGUGGAACGAGUUGAGAGAGGAAUUGACUUUUAUUAGUAACGGUGGAGUCACUGGAAGAGGAUAUGCCACUUUUGGUCACAUUGCUGGCGGCUACGAGAGCGGCUACUACGGAUACUUGUACUCGCAAGUGUUUGCAACGGAUAUCUACUACACUCAUUUCAAGUCGGACCCCAUGAAUGUGGAAAGAGGAUUACAGUACAGAGAUACCAUUCUCAAGAACGGCGGCUCCAAAGAGGUGUUGGACAUCUUGAAGGAGUUGCUUGGCAGAGAGCCCAACUCGGAGGCAUUCAUGGCGGAAAUCUUGGGCUCCGCUUGA
Molecule: messenger RNA, 2046 nt
Organism: Candidozyma haemuli
Lineage: Eukaryota; Fungi; Ascomycota; Pichiomycetes; Serinales; Metschnikowiaceae
Gene: PRD1
Product: metalloendopeptidase
Exons: 1
Coding region: 1-2046 (681 amino acids)
Biological process (GO): peptide metabolic process; proteolysis
Cellular component (GO): mitochondrial intermembrane space
Molecular function (GO): metalloendopeptidase activity
Source: RefSeq, a predicted model, not a curated record